This is a messenger RNA of Aspergillus fumigatus Af293, 804 nucleotides long. RefSeq lists its product as uncharacterized. NCBI's taxonomy places the organism in Eukaryota, Fungi, Ascomycota, Eurotiomycetes, Eurotiales, Aspergillaceae. Gene Ontology annotation, biological process: regulation of synaptonemal complex assembly. The record is from RefSeq and is a predicted model, not a curated record.
AUGGGGGAGUACGUCAAAUCCAACAAAUUGGUAGCCGAGGCCCGUGGUCAUACUCCCUCAUCUGUGAAGGUCUACAAGCAAAUCCGCCGAUCCGUACAGCGCUUCGAAGCCUACAUUCAAAUUGAGCUUGAUACCUGCAAUACCACAUCCGAACGCGGGAGAUGGACGCAUAAGUACCGUCUCCUGCUCGCCUUGGAUUUCGAAGCAGCAAUCAAUCUCAAACACUGGAACGACAUCCCGAGCAUAAUUGACAGAGCCAGCAAUAUGCUCGACGACAAGCUCUGCUCCGCAUUCCUAGACUGUAUCCUCCGCUCUGGGGCGCCAGCUUCCAACAUUGCACAGGUCGUCAAGGUACCUCCCCCCCAAUCCAUCAAAUUGACCUCAUGUAUGUCAGAACUACAUCUAACAAAUACACAGAGUAUAAUCUGCAGCUUCCACUCCUCACCGUCUCCAUCCUUCAGCGCUGGAGCUUUCCUCCAGAAACUUCCCCGAUAUCUACGGUGCCUGUUUCAGAUAGCCCUGGAGGCAAAAGACUACUCGCUGGCCGAGUCAGUUCUUCACCAAGCUAUCGUUCUAGCUCGGGAUGGCUCAGCAGAUGCAGACUUGCCAUUUCUAUAUCCGAGCGACGAGCUCAAAUGGCUUGCAAGCAUGGGUUUUAAUAGAGCGGUCGAUUUGUAUGUUGCCUCGGUGGAUGAGGACUGUCGGAAAUGGGGAGACAUUGCUAUUACACUGGCUGAUUUGAUAAGGGAUGAUGGCGGUGCGCUACUGAGACUGUUGCGACAAAACUAUGCCAAACUCAUGUGA